CUUCGCCAAGUCCUCAGGUCAGCUUUCAGUCGUGUGCCUUUUAAAAUGGGUUAGUCAUUGCUGGAAAAUCUGGUUUCAGGCUUCGGGCCUGCUGGUGAGUCACCCGCUUGUUUGGUGAUUUAUGAAGAUGCUGAUGAGCAAGGACUUCUUCUCUGGCCGGCUGGCGGUGGUGCGGCACUUGCCUCUGCCUAGUCUUUCAAGGCUGAGCGUUGAGAAGAGACGCCCGGGCCCUUUCUCUCUUCCACCCACCAACACUUCCCCUUGAGGUUUUGCAGGAUCCAUUCUUAAGCUAUGGGUUGGGAUGCAUCCAUGUGCGCUGUCUCUCUGACUGAAGUUUUCUCUGAGCUCAAGGUAUUGACUCUUGGAAAAGGCUGCUCGGUGCCUGCUAUGACUCUGCAUGACUCACUGUCCAGAACUGGCCACUGAUCGGCAUGUGCUUUGGCUAUGGCGUUAUGGUUUUAUCACUCAGCGGCUCCCAGUGCCGGAGGUGCAGCACGUCCUCUGGGAAGGACCUUGAUGUUCAGGGACUGGUGCUGACCUCCUUCAUCUGAGAUGCUGCCUUGAUUCUCCACAACGCGUAGACACAUCUCGGGUGGUUCUCUUGCGCCCCCAAGGGGGCAUCAAUGCACAAGCUUACUAUUAUUUAAGCAGCCUGCAGUGACCACUUGGGGCUUGCUUUUCUGACCACACCAAAAGGCUGCUUGGAUUUCAACAUGCUUAUAAAGGAGUAUCGGAUUCCUCUUCCCAUGAGCGUGGACGAGUAUAGAAUUGCCCAGCUGUACAUGAUACAGAAAAAGAGUCGCGAAGAGACAUGCGGAGAAGGCAGCGGAGUGGAGAUUUUGGAAAACAGACCGUACACAGACGGUCCUGGUGGCAAUGGACAGUAUACCCAUAAAGUAUACCAUAUUGGUAUGCAUAUCCCCAGUUGGUUUCGGUCUAUCCUGCCAAAGGCAGCAUUAAGAGUCGAAGAGGAAUCAUGGAACGCGUAUCCUUAUACAAGGACAAGGUACACCUGCCCAUUUGUGGAAAAAUUCUCUAUUGAUAUUGAAACCUAUUAUAUAGCUGACUCAGGAGAGCAAGCCAACGUAUUCAACCUUUCCCCCGCAGAGAAAAGGCAGACAGUUAUUGAUCCUAUUGAUAUCGUUAAAGAUCCCAUCCCUCCACACGAAUACAAGUCGGAGGAGGAUCCCAAGCUGUAUAAGUCAGUGAAGACUACAAGGGGACCUCUCUCAGAAGACUGGAUCAAAGAGCUCAAAAACAACCCUGGGAAAAAGCCCAUCAUGUGUGCCUACAAGCUGUGCAAAGUGGAAUUCAGAUACUGGGGCAUGCAGUCUAAAAUUGAACGCUUCAUUCACGAUGUAGGCUUGCGGAAAGUCAUGGUAAGAGCGCACCGGCAGGCUUGGUGCUGGCAGGAUGAGUGGUACGGCCUUACCAUUGAAGAUAUCCGGCAGCUGGAGAAGGAAGCUCAGCUGAUGUUGGCACAGAAGAUGGCUCAGUACAGCUUUAAUGAAAACGAACCAGAACAGCACCUUCCCAAAGAUUCCCUGGGCGAGAACGACGUGGAAACAAAGGCCAUAACUCCAGCCACCGAAGCAGUGGAUGCUCCUAGCAAUAUCGGCGAAGCCAUGUCGGGGCGAGUCCUUACCAAGCAGUGGUCAACGUCUUCCAAGUCCUCUUCGAAACGAGGAGCAAGCCCCUCACGCCAUAGCAUAUCGGAGUGGAGAAUGCAGAGCAUUGCCAGAGAUUCAGAUGAGAGCUCGGAUGAUGAGUUCUUCGAUGCACACGAGGACCUGUCUGAGAAUGAAGAGGUGUUUCCGAAAGAAAUCACCAAGUGGAGCUCAAACGAUCUGAUGGAUAAGAUUGAAAGUCCUGAACCUGAGGAAGUGCCCGAGGACCCAUGUUUUGAAUCAGCAGCAGAAUUCCGUGUCGGAUGCAGCGUGGAAAGACUCAGCAUAAUAGAGGAUGAAGUUGUCCCUCCUCUGGUUCAGCCAAGCAAAAUCCAUGUCCUGCUUUUGAUUUUGCACGGGGGCAACAUCCUGGACACAGGAGGGGGCGACCAGAGCUCUAAGCAAGGGGACGUCAACACCAUCACCACCGCCUUUGAUACCGUCAUCAGGGUCCAUUACCCGGCCGCUCUUGGACGCAUCGCCAUCAAGCUCGUUCCUUGUCCAGCCAUCUGCUCUGAAGCCUUUUCGCUUGUUUCCAACCUCAGCCCUUACAGUUACGAUGAAGGCUGCCUUUCCAACAGCCAGGAUCAUAUUCCGCUCGCAGCCCUUCCUCUGCUGGCUACAUCCUCCCCACAGUACCAGGAGGCGGUCGCCACGGUGAUCCUGAGAGCCAAUCAGGUGUACAGUGAGUUCAUCAAGUCCCAGGAAGGCACAUCCUUCAAUGGCCAGGUGUGUUUGGUUGGGGACUGUGUUGGAGGGAUCCUGGGCUUUGACGCUUUGUGCUACAGCAGUCAGAACCUGUCGGAAAGCCAGGACAGCAGCCGCCGGGGGAGCGUCAUCAGUGUGCAGGACACUGACCUCUUGUCUCCUGGAAUCCUUGUGAACAACAGCUACUGCUCUGGGGGCUCCUCGGGCCUGGAAGCCAGCCGGCACCUCAGCCGCAGCAACGUCGACCUCCCGCACAGCAGCAGCAGCGGCGGCGGCGGCAGCAGCAUCAAUGGGGAGGAGGCCAAGAAGCCGCCGCCCCGGAAGAGGAGCGACUCUUCCACCUACGAGCUGGACACCCUCAGCCAGCACCAGGCCUUCCUCUCCAGAAAUAGUUUACACUCUAGCGCCCUGAGAAACUGCCCAGGAUCAAGGAGAUCAAGUAGCUUUGCUGCCCUGGAUGGAGGAAACAUCAAGAAAUUUGAAUUCGAGAUCGCUGACUUCUUUCUGUUUGGGUCUCCUUUGGGGCUCGUCCUUGCCUUGAGAAAAACCGUCGUCCCGACUCUGGACAUCUUCCAGCUGAGGCCAGCCUGCCAGCAAGUCUACAAUCUGUUCCAUCCAGCAGACCCUUCUGCCUCGCGCUUAGAGCCGCUCCUGGAGAAGAAGUUCCACAUUUUGCCACCCUUUAACGUCCCUCGAUACCAGAGGUUCCCGCUGGGGGACGGCAAUUCGGCCCUCCUGGUUGAAACAGUCCAGACCAACCCUGUCCUCCUCGUAGAAAGCAGCCCUCUGGUUGCUCUCCAAGACCAGGACAGCUUCAUGGAAACCAGUAUCCCUGUUCCCAUCCUCAACUGGCAAGAUGGUUCCAGUAGAAAUUCUGGAUUUGCUGAGUCGGAUGUUGUUCAGUCUCAUGGUGGCGUCUUCGUGGAAAGCACCUCCCCUUCUGCUCCCAUUUCAGCCCCCCAGGUCAGGGGCUUCCGGAGAGCCAGUGAAGCCAGCAUUGCCAGCCAGGUCUCAGGAAUGGCAGACAGUUACACGGCUUCCAACAUAGCCAACAAAAACAAAAACAAUCUCAACAAUCCCAGGGGGUUUAGCUUUCUAGCUUUGCUUGCCCUCCCUCAUAAAUCCCCUACCCAACCCUCGCCCAAAAGGCAUAAGGCAUCUAAACCUGAACAGUCCAAGAAACCCUUAGGAAGAAGGCAUGGGAACGCCUCCCAUUGGGCAUCGGAUGCCGUUCUGCAGAUUCCAGAUCUCAGCAUUGAUAAAGUUGCGGCCAAGUGGUGGGGAACCAAGAGGAUAGACUACGCUCUCUACUGCCCAGACGCCCUCACCGCCUUCCCCACGGUCGCCCUGCCUCACCUUUUCCAUGCGAGCUACUGGGAGUCAACAGACGUGGUUUCCUUCUUGCUCAGACAGGUGAUGCGGCAUGAAAACUCCAGCAUUUUGGAGCUCGACGGGAAAGAGGUUUCUGUCUUCACACCUUCCAAACCCAGGGAGAAGUGGCUGCGCAAGAGGACCCAUGUGAAGUUAAGGAAUGUCACAGCCAACCACCGAAUAAGCGAUCCCGUUGUUAAUGAGGACGGUCCCCAGGUGUUAACUGGAAAGUUUAUGUACGGCCCGUUAGACAUGGUCACACUCACGGGGGAAAAGGUGGACAUUCAUAUAAUGACACAACCCCCAUCAGGGGAAUGGGUUUACUUUGACACGGAGAUCACCAACAGCAGUGGCAGGAUUUCCUACGUUAUCCCAGAGAACAGGCGGUUGGGGAUCGGCGUGUAUCCUGUCAAGAUGGUGGUCAGGGGCGACCACACGUAUGCUGACAGCUACAUCACCGUCCUGCCCCGAGGCACAGAGUUUGUGGUCUUCAGCAUCGACGGCUCCUUUGCAGCCAGCGUUUCGAUCAUGGGCAGCGACCCCAAAGUCAGAGCAGGAGCGGUGGAUGUCGUCCGUCACUGGCAAGACCUCGGCUACCUCAUUAUCUACGUCACAGGCCGGCCCGACAUGCAGAAGCAACGGGUGGUGGCUUGGUUAGCACAGCACAAUUUCCCCCAUGGGAUCGUCUCCUUCUGCGAUGGGCUGGUUCACGACCCGCUUCGGCACAAGGCCAAUUUCCUGAGGUCCCUUCUCGCAGAGCUCGACAUGAAAAUCCACGCAGCUUACGGAUCCACCAAGGACGUCUCUGUCUACACCUCCAUCAACUUGCUACCCACGCAGAUCUUCAUAGUUGGGCGGCCAACCAAGAAGUUGCAGAACCAUUGUCAGUUCAUUACGGAGGGGUACGCGGCCCACCUGGCCCAGCUGGAGUACACCCACCGUUCCCGGCCAGCCAAAAACACCACCCGGAUGGCUCUUCGGAAGGGGAGCUUUGGCCUCCCGGGCCAGACUGAAUUCCUGCGGAAGAGGAACCACCUGCUGCGCACCAUCUCCUCUCAGCCCACGGCGGCGGCAGCCAGCGGGAGCCUGGGACAUCGGCCCGAGCGAACGCUCAGCCAGUCGGAGAGCGACCGGGAGAGGGAGAGGGAGAAGGAGCGGAGCCAGAGGAGCAUGAGCCUCGCCACGGGGUGCUGGGGGCGAGGGACAGGCUCCAAGCUUGAGCCAGGCGCCCUGGGACCCAAGUAGGAGCCGGCUCGGGAGCGACCGACAGGCAACUGUGGACGCCCGGAGGGGGGGUCCAGAUGCGGAAGAAGCAACGAGACCGAGGCCUGCCGUGUGGGACUAGGCAGUGCAAAUAUGGUGCUACUCCAUGCCAGCGAGGCGGCAACACCUGCGAGGGGACAACCGCGCGGUUUCAGUUUUCCACACCAGACGCGCAGGUGCUCGGUUUGCAGAGCACGACCCGACGUGUGAAAAGGAACCGAGGCCGCCUUUCCAAGGGGAAGGGCCACGUCAGGAGAGGGUCCAGAGGAGGGGCAAACCCACAGGCCACCAAGGCCAUCUUUCCCCCCCCCCAACCUUCUUAUCCAGGUCCGAGCCGUUGUACAUAGGUGCCUCCUCCGCUUCGUAGCCAUCAAAAGAGGCUACUUGGGUUGGGCUGGGGCCGGGGAUGCCCAGCGGUGCGGGGCCCAAAUGUGGACACCUCCGCGGCUGGUUCUGGUCCCUGCCUGGAUGGGCAGACGCUGCCGCCAGCGAACAAAACAAACGGCUUGGUUUCCGGAGCCUGGAGAAAACGUGGUUUGCAGGCGGGGAGAACUCCAGGCGGGUAGCGGCUGCUAAGGACUCAUCCUUUCUCAACGAUGGAACGAAGACCCACGGACGGACUUUGCCGGCGGUUCCUUCGUGGCCGUUGCUGGGAUGAGCACGGGAUUUCAUUCUUGGGUUUGGUGGUGGUCUUCUUUUUUUUUAAUGACUCCUGUUUUCUUUUUUUUCCCAAACACCCCCCCCCUUGAAGCAUAGGAAAUAUUGGAAAGAAAACAAAGCAAGACUUUUGGUAGCUGGUUAGUUCGGAAGAAGAAACCCCAAGUAACAGGAACUGCCAAGGAGAGAAGCAGGGGCUGAAGACAUGGACCAUUCUCCAAAUAUUAUUAAGCUACGGGAGGCCUUCUGGAAAACAGCUGCAGCAUCUUUUCAAGCACCUGGGAAACGCAUAAUAGAAACAUCCUCUCAGCCUAAAAAAAAGGAAAGGAGAAGAAAAAAAACAUAGGUCCAAAUUCUCACCCCAACCCCAACCCCUUCUGCCCAUUUCUCUUCUGCCUCUCGCCUUCCCUCGAGAUGAGAGAUUCGUUCCUUCUUUCCAACUUCUUGGUACAGCUUUCGACAGAGGAUGUGAACUUGCUUUCUUUUUAACUGUAGUUAUGCAACUGUAAGACCUCAUUGUUUUUAUUUGUUUUGCACUGAUUUAACUUUUAGAAGGCGUAACAUUUUAUGAAGCUAUACUCUCCCUAUUUAUAUUGCAUGACAGUUAAAUGUUACGAGGUGCGAGGGUUACGUCCACCCAAACACACAGAGAGAGACAUAUAUGGAUGCAGACCAACAAACAAAACUACAUAAGGUGAUAGUCCCAAGUAAGGAAUGCACAUUUUAAAGAAAUUUUUCUUAAGCACCUCUAGCUUCUCUCUGUACCGAAAACUCCGUAUGUGAGGGAUCUGGUGCAGAGGAAGAAAGGUCUGUGAGCAGCACUGCAUUUAGUAUCUGCCUUCUCCUCGCCUUAUGAUUUUAAAAGAUGCUCUGGCUUUACGGUGCCCUCUAUUAGGCGUCUUAGAAUACGAGAAGCGACCAGAAGAGGGAAAGUGGCCACAAGGAAGGAUCUGUGAAACCUCCUUGGUCCUAUCCGGUGUCCACCCCAUGUCAAGAUUUAUAAUUUCCACCGAUUUCUAAAAUUUCCUUUCAAAAAAAAUAGAUGAAUGAAAAACCCCUUUUCCAAACCAACAUUGCCCUUUCUGGUGGGUUUUUUAAAAAAAUAUAUUUCCACAGGCACCUUUCUGGGUCCAAAGCUCUCUUUCCUAUUUAACGACCCUUGAUGGGAAACGGCUUUUCCAUCUUUUCCAGCCCGAUCGUGUUUUUUUGUUCUCUUCCUUUCCAAUGUUUUCAAUACCAAGACUUCCAGCACUGUGAACGCAGGCUCCUUUCGAGUCACACACAAUGAGGCCUUGACAGCUCGUUGGGAGACGUGGGCGGACAAAGAUGGAUACCCCCUCGUUUGCUACUUGGGUUUGGACACCAGAGGCGAAGGGGCAUGCUCCUUUUAGAAGAGCGCUUCUCUAAAAGGGAUGAAUAGCUUUCAUUCCGGAAAACAGCACCUCUUCUGAAAUGAAGCUUGUAAUCCCCGACGCAGGUCAAUGGUCUAGCUAGCUGUAUUGCAUGAUCAUUACGCCACUCGUCUCAGAUAAAGUCAAAAAGAAGAUACUGGCAGUUUUUUUUAAAAAAAACUACUUAAAAAUUGCUUUCCUUCCUGUUAAUUCAGCCUAGCCCUUUGGAUGUGUACGUCAAAAAAGCUCAGGGGUGGGAAGAAUUAAGGGGGGGGUUUACACUAUUUAGCUCUUUGUCCGCUCUCUGUAGCUCAUCUAAUCAUGCGGGUCGGACUCCGUUUUGUCCUAAUUCAUCCUCGCAAAGGAGACUAGAUGGCCAUGGAUUCUGGGUUCAGCUUUCGCACAUUCAACCCUUCCUGCAAACAGAGGCUCAUAAACCAAGAUGCGCCAUGUAUAUUUUUCAGUCGUCA
Molecule: messenger RNA, 7527 nt
Organism: Pogona vitticeps (central bearded dragon)
Lineage: Eukaryota; Metazoa; Chordata; Lepidosauria; Squamata; Agamidae
Source: RefSeq, a predicted model, not a curated record